AUGCCAGCGCUCAUCCUACCGUCUCCGGUCUUCACCUUCCCCACGAAAUCCCCCCUCGCAGUCCGGAAGGGAGCCUCCGGCGACGCUUUGCCAGUCCCCUCCGUCUUCAUGAGCUUCGCGUCGGGAUCCUCUCCCGUUCCUGCUGCGGCCAGUCCGGCGGCGGCGGGAAGGACGGUCCCUAGGCUGAACAGCGGCGAGAUCGCCGCCGCGGCGGAGGAGGCGUUCGGAAGGUACUCCGCCUCCGAUGCGAGGAGGAAUGGCGCGGGAGUGGCGAUCGUCUGGUUCAGGAACGAUCUGAGGCUGCUGGACAAUGAGGUGCUGUGGCGGGCGUGGGCGGCGUCCAACGCCCUCUUGCCGGUGUACUGCGUGGAUCCCCGCCUGUUUGGGAAGACCCAUUACUUUGGGUUUCCCAAGACUGGAGGUGAAGGGAUGAGUUAACGGAGUAGGAGUAGUGGCAGCAUUGUUUGUUUUUUUCAUGUUUUCAAUCGAUGCAGACAAUUUUGAACUGAUUGGUUUUCUUCGCGCCAUUGACAGCCCUGAGAGCGCAGUUCCUGCUCGAAUGCUUGACUGAUCUGAGAGAAAACCUAGUGAAGCGCGGUCUCAACUUACUCAUACAGCAUGGGAAGCCUGAAGAUAUUCUCCCCAAGAUUGCGAAAGCUUUUGGUGCCCACACAGUUAUGAAUUGUGGAAUUUCCAUUCCCAAUGCUAUAAUUAUUUUAUUUUUCUUGGUAGUGUCAGCAGGGGGGUUUUCCUGCACAAUCGCGAUGCCAUCGUCCGUUCAUUCUUUCUUUCUUCGGCGAAGUUACCUUCUUCACACAUCUUGAUUAACAGAUAUUGAUGGUUUCCUCUUUCAAUAUUCCUUUUCUCGCGUGGUCAUUGAUCUUACUGCCCUAAUUCACACGAUGAUGUAGGUAUUUGCUCACAAGGAAACGUGUAGUGAGGAGCUCUUCGUUGAACGACGGCUUCGAGACCGUCUUCAGCAAGUGACGGUAACCCCGAGUGGAUCCUCUUCUAAACCUAUAAAGCCCAAGCUACAGCUCAUCUGGGGGAGUACCAUGUACCACAUUGAUGAUCUUCCGUUCAAUACGGGAAGCUUGCCAGAUGUUUACACGCAAUUCCGCAAGGUAAAUUCUAGAAUAAUUUUCAUAGGGCGAAGUCGAAAUAUGAUACUUGUUCAACUGAAAAUUCAGUAGCUGUAUGAAAUAUGAUACAGUCGGUAGAGUACAAGUGCAAAGUCAGAAGCUGCUGCAAGUUACCCACGUCUCUCGGUCCAUUUCCUGGCUCUGGCGUGGAGGAAAUUGGUGGCUGGGGGAGCAUUCCUUCACUUGGGCAACUUGGGCUCGAGGAGACAAGCCUAAAGGUGGGUUGAGCAUCCAAUCGGGGGAGGUAUCAUCCCAAUCGAUUCAUUGUUUACAUGAAGGUGCAGGCGAAGUUUUCUUUCAGCAAUAAUUCUUUGAAAGAAUGAGCUUCAUGUUUUCAUUAAGUGCCUGUUCAAUAAAGUCGUUGUCGUCCCAUCAUAGAUAACCUUGCUAUAAACCACAUCAUAGAUCACUCUAGAAUGGAAGGAAGCUACUAAACGUCCACGUACCUCACACACAAAGUCUUUCAUCCUCAUUGAGCAGGAUACUUACAAUUUAGUUCUUCGUGUUGUUUGUGGGAGCAACUGCAGAUGCUAUCUAGGCAUAGACAUGAGAAUACGAAGCAGAAGGGAAGAUCGUGGGGAGUUGUGCUGAUUGGCAGGGAAAAUACAUGGAGGUCGUGGUGAUCGAAAGGGGAGGGUUGGUGUGGGAGGGACGGAGGGUGGAGGACGGAGAGGACACGGUGGGGUAUGGGCACAUGCCUUGCUUCUGCCCCCGAUACCCGAUGCCAAUUCCCUUGGUUGGCCAUCAUUUGCUCCCCCUUCUUACCCUAUUCAUCCAACAUCUCGUUUACUCCGAACCACUGCUCCUAGUUUGCUCCAUAUUUUCUGAGAAGGGUAUGCUAGCUACAGAUGGAAGCAAGUGUUGAUCUUCUUGGAGUGGAGUAAGAAGAGUCAACGUCUACCCGGUGGGCAAGCAAGAUACUGAAGAGCGCCAAGAAGAUGACUCGAUUGGAAUGGCUCCUCUGCACAAGUUUCAUUGCUCUUCGUACUUCUCUUGCCAGCUCUUGUGUUGCACAGAUAUAGUUAUGUAUUCUAUAUCUCCUUGCUCAGUGUUGACACUGCUUAACUGGACGUGGAAGAAUUUCUGUGGAUUGUGUGGUAGUGCAUAACCUUGCUGGGUAAGACACGGACAAUAUGACAUGGGUGCUAACACAAACGACUAACACACUGAUGAUUUUUGUUGCAUGUACAGCAUUUUUUAAUGUACCCUGUUCUUCAGAAGGCAUGUGGAAAAGGACGGUUAAUUUUUUAGCAAAAGCAAUCCGAAAUCCCUAUUUUAUCAGUCCCUCCACUCUCCAACUUGUUGGGCUGCCCUUUUAGCUGAUGCACAUGCACGUUCUGGUAGAUGGGUAAUUAUUUCUUGAUGUUGCUAUUUUACCUCUGGACAUCAAAUCAUGUUAUAUUUUGGGUGUUAUUUUUGCUAAAUCUAUCUUCCUUAAUUGGUACUUGAUCAAGAUAUGCUCAAUUUGUAUAUUUAGGAUAAAAUAAAAGAUACCUGCUUCUGGUCGAUCUAGUUGUAUUGAUUACCCUUGGAAAUCUGAUGCUCGUUCCCAAAGAAGCAGUGCACUUUUGUUCCAUGUUUGAUUAAACUGGAUCCCAUGUUCCUAAAAGUGCAGGUUGACAAAGGAAUGCAGUUUGCUGGGGGCGAAAGUGCAGCUCUGGGUAGAGUUCAGGAAUAUUUCUGGACAAAGGCAAGAGUUCUAGAAAAGAACUUUCAAAUUUCUUGGUAUAUAUUUAUUUCAUUUUCUGUCUUCUUGGGGGGGGUUAUAAGAUCCUGACCGACGUUUCAUCACCACAAUUUGAUUGUGUUGAAAAGGACUUGAUAAGGAUUUAUAAGGAGACAAGGAAUGGCAUGCUGGGACCAGAUUACUCCACUAAGUUCUCCCCAUGGCUUGCUUUCGGAUGCCUUUCUCCACGUUAUGUUUAUGAAGAGGUUAGAUGACGGUCAAUUGGUCCUUGUUGAAGCUUGUGCAAAAGCUAUGGCUCAUUUCUGAUUGCCCUUUUACUUGAUCUACUCAGGUGAAGAGAUACGAGAGAGAGAGACUCGCCAAUGACUCGACAUACUGGUAUUCCCUGUACUUUUAGGACAUCGUUAGAAUCAUUUUAGUUGUUGCAGUGACUGCCAUGCUUGGCUGGUAUACCCUCCGCUGAGAGUUCAGAGGAUCGAUGCCUAUUGAUUUGCUGAGGAAGCCAGGCCUCUCUGGGUUUUAUGAUACUACGUUGUCCUGGUCUCAGGGUAUUAUUUGAGUUGAUAUGGAGGGACUAUUUCAGAUUUCUCUCUAAGAAAUAUGGUAACUCUAUCUUCCAUCCAGGUAAGUGUAGACAUCGUCUGCAUUCCUUCUUCUCCAUCUGUGUCUUUCGUUCUCCAGUAUUUUCACUGAUAGACAUGUUUGCCAUGUUCAUUUGGUUGUUUCGCUUCACGGUGAUGGCUAUAUGAACUAUAGGCUAUGCCUUGUAAUCUACAGUAAGUUAAUAAUUUACAGGGGGUCCAAGAAACGUGGCAUAUAAUUGGAGUCAAGAUCAGAUAUUGUUCGAGUCCUGGAGAGAUGGUCGUACAGGGUAUGUCGGUCUGUUCAUUGGACACUCUGGAUCGUAACCAAUCAUUUCCACCGAGUUCUAAUUGUCGGCAACCCUGUAUUUUAAAUCUAUGGCGUCGGAUCUGAAAUUCCACAGGUACCCACUCAUUGAUGCAAACAUGAAAGAGUUGUCCGCCACAGGUUUCAUGUCGAACCGAGGACGCCAGGUGAAUCCUGACUCUAUCAUCAUACACUCGUUAUUCAUCAUAUUCAAUUAAGAUAUAAACUUGGCAGAGAGCGCGUACAUCCUCUACCUUCGUUUAUGGAUUUAAUAGGAAAAUUCGUUUAUUGCAGAUUGUUUGCUCAUUUCUUGUUCGAGAUAUGGGGAUCGAUUGGAGAAUGGGUGCUGAAUGGUUUGAGACCUGCUUGUUGGACUAUGAUCCGUGCUCUAACUAUGGGAACUGGACCUAUGGGGCAGGUUUAGUCUCAGCUGGCUGAUCCAACUGGCUUGAUUCGAUGGAAUAUGACAUCCUCUAAAAUACUCAUUCCGGCUAAUAUCUUUGCAUGCGACAGGUGUAGGGAACGACCCAAGAGAGGAUCGAUACUUCAGCAUCCCGAAGCAGGUGAGUCCACCAAACCAUUCUCUGAGAAAUUUAUGGGGAAGUCCUCUCCGGGAUUUGACUGUUAUAGGGACACAACGGGCGACUAUUCAAAUUUCGAUCUUUGGAACUAAAUGGUUGUGUAACACUGCCGAUUAUGGGCCUCAACAUGCUGGACCGUGCUCAGGACUUCCCACAAGUCAACCCUGGGAAAUGAGCUCUGGGCUCCAGCCAUAUGAAGCCCAGGCCGCCCGGAUUGGCCUCCUUAUGUUUCUCAGGGAGAGAGGAAGAGAGAGAGAGAGAGAGAGAGAGAGAGAGAGAGAGAGAGAGAGAGAGAGAGAGAGAGAGAGUCUGAGAAAUAUUACGCUUACCAGGAGUUAUUUUGUGGUGAUCUCUAUUGAACUCCCUCUAAUCAGGCACUGACGUAUGAUCCCGAUGGAGACUACGUCGCUCACUGGUUGCCAGAGAUUCAAGGGCUUCCCAAAGGAAAGAGACACUCCCCUGGAAUGUCAUACAUCAAGCCAAUCGUCCCUCUGAAGUUUGGUUCUUACAAUCCAAAGCAGGGUCAACCCAGCACCUUGAAAGGCAAGCAGAAGAAGACCUACCGCAGUUGA
Messenger RNA from Spirodela intermedia, 4870 nucleotides. NCBI's taxonomy places the organism in Eukaryota, Viridiplantae, Streptophyta, Magnoliopsida, Alismatales, Araceae. The record is from the annotation of a GenBank genome assembly.